Messenger RNA from Selaginella moellendorffii, 2105 nucleotides. Its product is annotated as phosphomevalonate kinase, peroxisomal. The coding region runs from base 15 to 1511 and encodes 498 amino acids. Gene Ontology annotation, molecular function: phosphomevalonate kinase activity; ATP binding. Gene Ontology annotation, biological process: isopentenyl diphosphate biosynthetic process, mevalonate pathway. Lineage: Eukaryota; Viridiplantae; Streptophyta; Lycopodiopsida; Selaginellales; Selaginellaceae. The record is from RefSeq and is a predicted model, not a curated record. The transcript has 10 exons. Gene Ontology annotation, cellular component: peroxisome.
UCUUUUCUCGCGUCAUGACAAUAGUCUCGGCUCCAGGCAAGGUUUUGAUCGCCGGCGGAUAUUUGGUGCUGGAGCGGCCGAAUCCGGGGCUUGUUCUCUCCACAUCGGCUAGAUUCUAUGCCACUGUGAAGCCGCUGCACUCGAUCAGCGAUGGCGCCAGCAAAUUCUGGUCGUUCAUCGAUGUGAGGGUUUCUUCUCCACAGAUGGAUUCCGAGAGAUCAUACAAGCUCCUACUUCGGACUUGCAAGCUAGACAUGCCUUCUACGAAGAAGAACUUUGUGGAAAAUGCGAUCGAGUAUGGAGUUGCUGCGGCACUGGCUGCAGCGAAUAAUCGUGAUGCUGUUUACGAACGUCUUCUCCAAGGACUAGACAUAGAAAUCAAAGGCAGCAACGAUUUCUACUCGUUCAGAAAUGAGCUAGAGGCAAGAAAGCUUCCUUUGACGGCAGCAUCCCUGGCAUCGCUACCACAGUUCCAUGCUAUCACACGCAACAUUGAAACAUCUGGUGGAACGUCGCCUGAGGUGGCUAAGAGUGGCCUUGGCUCUUCAGCGGCCAUGACUACAGCCAUUGUUGCGGGGAUUUUGGAGUACUUGGGUGUUAUUCAGCUCGGUUCCGGGUCUGUUGAGUAUCUCGACGUAGUACACGCGGCUUCUCAAGCAGCACACUGCCAUGCACAAGGGAAAAUUGGCAGUGGUUUUGAUGUCAGCGCAGCGGUCUAUGGAAGCCAGAAAUACGUGCGCUUCUCACCGGGAGUGCUAAGUCCAGCAAUGGAUCCCGUUGACGACAAUGGAAAACCAAAGUCGCUGGAGAAGGCAAUGAAGUCAGUACUGGACAUGAAAAACUGGAAUUCGCAAAGAUCUAACUUUGCUCUACCUCCAAUGCUUUUUCUGGUACUGGGCGAGUCUGGACGUGGUGGAUCACACACACCGUCAAUGGUAGGGGCUGUCAACGCUUGGCGCGAGAAGCACCCGAAUGCGGAGGCCUGUUGGAGGACCCUAGCAAAAGCAAACGAAAACGUGGAGGCGGACCUUUUGCGUUUAAAAGAAUUACACGAAACGGAUUCGGAAGCUUAUACACUUGUACUUGAAGCUUGCAGCAGUUGCGGAGAAGCCAAGUGGAAUGGGCUCAAAGAUUCGGACAAGGACGUUGUGUCAGCUCUUCUGAAACUCCGUCAAGAUUUCAGCAUUGUAAGGUCUCUUUUAAGACAGAUGGGAGAAGAGGCUAAAGUACCGCUUGAACCAGGCCCACAAAGUGAGUUGCUAGACGAGACAAUGGAACUUCCGGGAGUACUCUUUGCUGGAGUCCCUGGAGCUGGGGGUUGGGAUGCGGUUUUUGCAAUCACCAUCGGCAAAAAUUCCAGACGUAAGGUAGAGCAGAGAUGGAGCGAGAGGUCUGUCCUUACACUGACAGUCGAGGAGGACCCUCGCGGUGUUUGUGUGGAGGAGAAAGAACCAACUGUCCAGGAUGGUACCGGGUUAGAGAAUCAAGUGGCAUCAAUUCUACUCAAGUGAAAGAGAGGGUCCGAGGUGGUCGGCAGCAAAAACAAGUGGCUCGUUUUCUAUACAAGCAACACAGGAUUUGUGCGUCGCGGCAUUCUUUCAGCACAGACGUAGCAGCAGGAUGGAUUAGAGUUUCCGGAAACGCGUCUUGAGAUCAAGCGAGAAUGUUGCCUGUGGUGCCGAGAACAACGUUGAAUCAGCCAGUACACCAGUCAUCUUUGAGCGGCGGUGCUAUAUAAGUUAAAAAGAGGCUCGCAGCACCCGCUUUACGUGAGAGGCUCCAGGGCAUGCAAAGUUAAGAAGAAGAGGGGGUACAAGGCUAUCGGCUGCGUGAUUCCAUUUGGUUAUUGUCAUUCAUGGGCUAAAAUGAGCAUCCGACGGUAGCCAGGGCAGGCGUGCAAUGACAGGCCAAGUUGGUAUGUUUGUCAGAGGAAGACAUUGCAACUCUCGAAAGUAGGAAGGAGUAACAAUUCAGCGGCUUGGGAAGACUGAGAAAAAGAGGAAAAGAGAUGGCGGGCGCUCGGACUUGAAAUGGCGGUGCUGCGGCUUGUUCGAGCUACCCUGCAUCGCAUCUUAUCUACUGACGAUGUGAGCUGGUUGAAAACU